Molecule: messenger RNA, 1797 nt
Organism: Closterium sp. NIES-65
Lineage: Eukaryota; Viridiplantae; Streptophyta; Zygnematophyceae; Desmidiales; Closteriaceae
Source: the annotation of a GenBank genome assembly
AUGGCGAGCAGACUCAAGGCAGUACUACACGAGGUCAUCUCGGAGGACCAAUAUGGCUUCAUACCUGGUCGGCAGCUGGCAGACGCGGUGUCGGUGGUAGCAGACGCCAUUGAAGCAGGUGCUAACGGGAAGGAGGACUGGUACCUGAUGAUGAUCGAUUUUCAGAAGGCCUUCGACUCAAUAUCGCGUGAUUACCUAUUCGGAGCACUACGGAAGCUGGGUUUGCCGGAGGAUUUCGUGGGAUGGACGAUAGGUUUACACAAAGAAGCGGGUACAUGUCUGCACAUCAACGGAUGGACAGGGGACAAGGUGGCAGUGGAAAAGGGCGUGCGCCAAGGCUGUCCGCUGGCGCCGUACCUUUUUCUCUACGCGGUAGAACCGUUAUGUCAGGAGAUCAGCAGAGCAAAGCUGGGGAUCGGGAAGAAAGGCGUGGGGAAACUGGCGUACCUGGGGUAUGCUGACGAUACCUCUCUCUUGCUACACGGUGUGGAGCAGCUGGAGGCAGUAGCAGGGGUGCUGUCAGCCUUCGGAGAAGAGUCGGGGCUGAAGGAACAUCUGGCGUUCAACCCGAAUAUCCCCUUCAGAGGCGCGAGCCCCUUCGGGAACCAGAAAGGUGCAGAGGCGUUACUCGGCAUCCGCAUGGGAGACCUGAUUGUUAAAGCGCGAGACGGAACAUGUGAGCUCAAGAAGCUGGCAACACUGGCAAGGGAGCUCGGCUGCAGGGAGAAGGCGAAGUGGGCGUUGAGGGCUUUCAACGCAGCACCAGCAACCUGGAAGGAGAUGGUACUUGCAAAAUUGACAAGCGAGGAGAUCGUGGCUACGGUGAAGCUUCUACGGUCGAGCAACGGCGCAACUGGUGGUUUUACCUACUGGAAAGUGGGCGAAGCAAGAGGCGACACGGUGGAGGGGAUACUAUGCGAUAUAGGGGACAGAGGGCACUUCUCACCCUACGAGGGAAACCUCAAGAUGUAUUUCAACCUGCGUAGCGGGGUGCCGAUGUUCACGGAAGGGAGUGUGUUCCUGGGCCCCAUGGGGGACGUGCGGACGAAGCUUUUGCUCUCAGCGGCAUGCGAACGAGGGGAGCUGAUCACGCUGAAAGGGAUAAGGAAGGUGCUGGCAGACUCGGCCGGACCACAAGAAGAACAAAGGAGAUGGGAAGGACAGAGGAGGGUGAUCGAGUGGGACAGAGUAAUCGAACAGAGGGACUCCCUGGUCACCCCACGGCGGGCACGUGAAAUCCUCAUACGGCUCCACUGUAGGAACCUGCAAGUGGGCUCGAGGCUGUUUUUCAUGGGGGUGGUCUGCCCACACUGCCAGGGAGAGGAAACCCCAGAUCACUGCCUCCUUGACUGCCUGGCGGUGCAGGGGGUGGCGGAUGUGAUGAGGCAUGGACUGGAAAUAAUGCGCCCGGGCCUAGUGUGGCAGGAUCUGGAGGAUCUGCUCUUCAUGCAAAGAAGCACAAGGUCGGGCUUUCUAGAAGGGACAUGGAUUGCAACAUUCCUGCAUCAAGUAUGGUUGGCAAGAUGCAACGCGAUGUGGAGGAAUGAAGCCUUCCAACCUGGGAAGGUGACUCGGCAGGCGGUGGUAAAGUUUGUCGCACAUGCGAGGAUAUACUGCGCGGCGCGCAGAGAAUCAGCGCGGUUGAAGGGACAUGCCUUGGACAGUGACUUGGCGUACCUGGCAGACAACGAGGCAGUGGUGAUGCGGCGUAUUUGCAGCAGUGACCCACCGCUGGCGUGGAGGAUCGGCUUCAACUCUGUGUGGGACAACCCCAGGCUGACACAUCAGCCACCGUAG